UCCGUUCCUGGUUUUGCUGCUCCGCUCAUCGCAGCGUAUACCUUCCCAGACUCUCUCAACACUCCAGCAUUGCUGUGCAAGCAGAUGUUUCCUCUCCGGUGCCAAUUCUUACAAUUUUCGCAUUUGGAGAAGGUGUUCUUUCGCGCGAAAGGCUGCAAAGUGACAAGAAGCAAGAGAAACUGCCCCCCUCCUCGGCUUACUGAGAGGGCAGAGUUGUGAGCGGAGUGCGGCUUUGGAGUAAUACAGUAGCCUAUAGAGAACCCGCGGCGGCGAGCAAGGGAGCAGCUUAUUCACCACACCUGUGAUGCGUUGUUCAGAGCAACGAGGACGCACGACCGGGAUGCUGAUGGCCACAGUACGGCAGAAGGAUAUGUGUUGAGGAAAAGACUUGGGCGUUGUGAAAAAGGCGUUAAGUGCUACAGAGGACACUCUUCGGACCUUAAAAAGCCCAGCGUGCCAGUGUUUCUCCUCUGCUCCCUGCCUUUUGAAACUUAGGCGAUAAAAAAAACACGAAGAUGCCCUUACUUCGGGGCCCCUUUGUCCGCUGUUGGUUCAGCGCUACGCUCCUUAUGCUCUGGCUCGUCUUCGCUGGCUUUACCUGCACUGGUUCCGAGCAUGUCGCCACAGCAACACUUCCUGCCGCCUUCUCUGACCUGUUACCUCACUUCCUGGUGGAGCCAGAGGACGAGUACAUUGUGAAGAACAAGCCGGUGACACUGACCUGCCGCUCCACCCCUGCCACGCAGAUCUACUUCAAGUGCAACGGCGAGUGGGUUCACCAGGAUGACCACAUGAUUGACCGGACAGUUGACCCAGCAUCAGCGCUGCCAGUCAUGCAGGUGACUAUUGAGAUUACCAGACAGCAGGUGGAGAAGAUCUUUGGUCUUGACGAGUACUGGUGUCAGUGUGUCGCCUGGAGCACCACCGGAACCCAGAAGAGCCAAAAGGCGUACAUCAGGAUUGCUUACCUGAGAAAGAACUUUGAGGAGGAGCCGCAGGGUAAAGAGGUGGCAUUGGACCAGGAGGUGUUACUGCGCUGCCAUCCCCCCGAGGGAGUGCCACAAGCCGAGGUGGAGUGGCAGAGAAACGAGGAUGUUGUCAACCCAGCGAGUGACCCCAAUUUUUUCAUCACGGCCGACCAUAAUCUCGUCAUCAAAAAAGCCCGGCUGGCGGACACAGGCAACUACACGUGUGUGGCCAAAAACAUUGUUGCUCGCCGCAAAAGCACCUCUGCCACGGUCCUAGUCUAUGUUAACGGCGGCUGGUCCACGUGGACCACCUGGUCGUCCUGCAGUGCUGUGUGUGGGCGUGGCUGGCAGAAGAGGAGUCGGAGCUGCACCAACCCCACGCCACUGAAUGGAGGCACAUCCUGUGAGGGGCAGAACGUCCAGAAAAGUGCCUGCGUGGCCACCUGUCCAGUGGACGGAGGUUGGAGCGAGUGGAGCAAGUGGUCUGCGUGUGGUGCAGACUGUUCGAUGUGGAGGAGCAGGGAGUGCACCCAGCCCUCACCUGGCACCGGGGGCAAAGACUGCCAGGGGCUCGACCUUCAGUCUCUCAACUGUACCAGCGAGCAAUGCCCGCAGACUGUGAGCGGGGCCGAGGACGUGGCACUCUACGUGGGCAUGGUGGCAGUGGCUCUGUGUCUGACUCUGCUGCUCAUUGUGGUGGUCCUGGUCUACCGGCGCAAGAAGGAGGGCCUGGAUGCCGACGUGGCGGACUCCUCCAUCCUCACCACUGGCUUCCAGCCCAUGGGCAUCAAGCCCAGCAAGCCAGAGAAUUCCCAUUUGCUCACCAUCCAGCCUGAUCUAACUACCACCACCACCAGUUACCAAGGCACCCUACGUUCUCGCCACGAUGCCACUGGGAAAUUUUCAAUGACCAAUGGGCCUCUGCUGGACCCGCUUCCCAACGGCUCGCACACUCUGCACAACGGCAAGCUUAACUCAGACCCUGCUGAGUUUGUGAGCAGGCUGUCCACUCAGAGCUACUUUAAAACGCUGCCCCGCGAUGUAGCUAACACCUCCUAUGGGACCUUCAAUUUCCUCGGUGGGAGGCUGACGAUCCCAAACACAGGAAUCAGUCUGCUCAUUCCUCCCGAGGCCAUCCCCAGAGGAAAGAUCUAUGAGAUUUAUCUCACUGUUCAGAGGAAGGAAGACUUAAGGUUACCCCUGGCUGGUUGCCAGACCCUGCUCAGCCCCGUUGUGAGUUGUGGCCCUCCGGGGGUGGUCCUGAGCCGGCCAGUUAUCCUCAGCAUGGACCACUGCUUUGACGCAUGCCUCGAUAACUGGGCCGUCCGCCUCAAGAAGCAGAACUAUGAGGGCGCUUGGGAGGACGUCCUGCUGAUGGGGGAGGAGCUGGUGUCGGAGCCCUAUUACUGCCAGCUCGAGGCGGAGACGUGCCGGCUUUUCUCGGAGCAGCUGGGUACUCUCGCCCUGGUGGGAGAGUCCCUGCACAUGGGUGCUGCCAAGCGCCUGAGGCUGGUGCUCUUCUCUGAUGCGUACUGCUCCACACUGGAGUACAACAUCAGGGUCUACUGCAUGGACGACACACAGGACGUCUUCAAGGAGGUCAUGCAGAUGGAGCGGCAGCUCGGGGGUCGGCUGAUUGACGAGCCUCACAUCCUACUUUUCAAAGACAGCUACCACAACCUGCGCCUGUCCAUCCAUGACAUGCCCCAGGCGCACUGGAGGAGCAAACUGCUAGCCGGCUACCAGGAGAUCCCGUUCUACCACAUCUGGAACGGUUCCCAGCGGUACCUACACUGCACAUUCACUCUGGAGCGGCUCAGUCUCAGCACCUGUGAGCUCACCUGCCAGCUGUGUGUGUGGCAGGUGGAGGGGGAGGGACAGAGCUUUAGCCUUGACUUUAACAUUGCCAAGGACACCCGAGCUGUGGACUCUGAGUUUCUGUUAAUGGACAAUAACGCCACAGCUCUGGCAGGGCCCAGCGCCUUUCAGAUCCCGUACCUCAUCAGGCAGAAGAUCUGCAGCAGCCUAGAUGCCCCCUGUCCCAACGGAGCCGACUGGAGAAUGCUAGCACAAAGACUUAAACUUGAGAGACACAUGAGUUUCUUUGCAUCCAAAGCGAGCCCAACCUCUGUGAUCCUGGACCUGUGGGAGGCACAACAUUUCCACAGCGGCAACAUCAACCAGCUGGCCACGGUCAUGGCCGACAUUGGCAAACAGGAAGCCAUGAUAUUCCUGGUCUCUGAUGGCGAGUGCUAACCCAGAAAAGGGGGAGAGACUGGUGCAGAGGAAGAGAUCAGAACACGACAACACACACACACAAAAAAACCCAACAGUAACUGCAGCCAUCGAAGAGCAGAGCUGUCCCAAUGUCCCUCUUCACUUCAGAAGAUAGUAAAGGGUUUAUGUAAGACUGAGUCCCUAUUUCCCAUCGAACAGUAAAACCCUUUUAAUGACGGAGCAAACGAGGGACCAGUGGAGUUUGGGUGUGUGCGGCGGAAAUGUAUUCAUGAACUCAGUACAGAAAAUACCCUUUAUUUUCCAUCAGUGAUUAAGUUAAAUUAGUCCACACCCUGGUUCUACUUUAAAGAUAACAUUAAAUUAAUUUCAUGUCUUUUAUAUGAAUAGGCCAGUUAUGACUAAUAAGGAGCGAUAUGCAAACGUAAUGCCCAAUACUGCAAAUUCAAUGAAUCAUUUUUGGACUUGGAUUAAACAAAAUGAUGGAUGACAUAUUAAAUAUUAGAUAAAAAGGGAUGUGACAAAAUGUGCCGGUAACUUUGGGUUAAACAGGCGACAUAUGCAAUUGGCACGUUCAUUAUAUGGCAUUAUGACUUAGAUGCUGAACACAGUUCAUCUCAUAUGCGUCAUUUCUUAACUAACACACACACACACACACACACACGGCUUGUAGCACAUCCUGGACUUGCAGGUUUAAAAAUAGAUUGUAUGUCAAGAAGCCCCAAAAACUCCGUCUCAUCUUGUUUGUGUUUUUUAGUCCAGCCGGUAUCACUACUGUGAAUGUAACAUCUUGACAUCUUGAUCCAGCGAGACGCUUCACAGCUUUCCUGCUUCUAAAUCAAUAUGUGGGGUUUGUUUUGUUUUUUUUAACUUUUCUGAGGGGGGUUGAGUAAUAUCUUCACUAAAAGGCAUAUUUCAGAAGCCAUUCCUAUUUAAAGCCUGUGAUUUUGAUCCGUCCAGUUUAUGUCACGUCUUUCAUUACCCCAGUUGUUCAUUGUGGCGUUUUUCUAUUUCAAAUUCCACAGCUAAUGAAGGAGCCAUAGGGCUGAAAGGCGUUCCAGCUGCAUAUAUGUGAACUAUGAAUGUCGUCAAAACUCAUUUCUAAAAUGACAUUUUCCCCCUGAUUACAUUCAUUCUGUGGCAGAGGAUGUUAAACAUAAAAGCAUGGCCAAAAGGGUUCUUUUCCCAUAUGAAUAAUAUACAGCACUUUCCAACAACAAAUUCUUCAAAAUUGUCACCAGAUUUCUCACGUUGAAAGGGUCAUCGUGCAUGUGUGUAUAAUUCAUAAAGCAAUGUUGGUGGGAAUUAUAUUAUAUUUGCUGUGUGGCAAACAGUAUUUCCACAUCAGAGAAACGCCCGUCUCAGAGAAAGUUAAGAGUGGCUUAUUCCUAAUGUCACGCCUUCGCUCAAAAGAUGCUUAGAAAACGUUUUCCCCAUUUCAUUUCUAGCCAGGAUGGCAAAAAUGAUCUAGCAGAUGCAACAAACUAUGAACUGCAACUACGCAGUGGCUUAUCAUAUCUAUAUCUUUGCAUUAAUUUACAGUGUUCUUUAUUUUUUAUUAAUGGAUCUGUGAGGUCAGGCAACAUAAAUACACAGUAUCUUUAAAGCCCACUGUUUCAGUAAUUAACCUUUGGAAAGGUGUGAGCAAUCCUAAAUUAGCCAUAGUUCUCUCUCAGUCUGCCUCAGGGUUGCAUGUGAAGUUGUCUGUUAAAGUUGUAAAGAGAGCCCUUUUCAUUAAACCCCUUCUUAUACAAACUAACACAGCCCAUCCUACCAGCUCCUGUGGCUUCAACCUUUAACACUAACUGGAGCCUCUUUUAUGAUUGUCAGAUAUUAGAAUGUACAUUUGUUUCCGGGGGGGGGGGAGUGGAGUAUUUCUUUACUUUUUUUCUUUUACCCUUUUUUAAGUCUUAGACGUUACCUUGUUUUGUGUGGUAUCUCAGCACCUGGUAGUUCUUCAGCCUCUUUUUCAUCCCACACGCCUCCUCCUGCCAAACCUGUUUUUACAAACCCCUGUCCUAUUUGAUGUAGAGAUGCCAUGAAAUAACAUGUUACCUUUUUUAUUAUUAGAAACCCUUGGAUUAAGCCCCUUUCAAACAAAAUGGCGAUAUCAACUUAAAUAAAUCUUUUCAUGUUGAAAUGGAUCAUCGCCACAUGUAAUAUGUAAAUACUUUUUCUAUACCAGCCACGUGCUGUCACUUUGCAUACUGUAUAUCAGCAAAAUUGGUAACCAAAGUUUUAUGAAUAUCAGUUGAGGCCACUACAUCCUCAUAUUGUAUCCAUUCAAUAUUGUUUCAGCAUUAUUUUACUUGCAACUAGUAUAGAAUAAGUCAGAGUUGCUGUCUCUUCUAAACUGUGGAUUUAAAGUCCAAAUAAUUUCUUUGUCCAAUUUCCUCGCUUUUGUCUUUGAGGCAAGUUAAUGCUGUCUGUUCAAGCAGUAAUGUCAGUUUAUUUUAUCACUUUGUAAAGAAAUGUAAAUUAUAUUUUAAUAUGAAGCCAAAAAAAGACACUUAACUGGCGCAGCAUUUGUCAAGUCUAAACCGUGACGUGUUUGCCUAUAUACUGUUCUUUGGCGAUCUAGCAGUGAAGACUUUUUGCAGUGUUAAGGGUUUAGAGACUGUUUUACAGGAAGUUUCUAUACAUAUUUUGUUUGUCCUUACUCUGCAUAUGUCUACCUGAUUAUUGCUCUAACUGUAAGCAUUUAAGUACAAGGUGGAAAUAGUCACUAACGCUUAGUGAAUCACAACACUGGGACUAUACGGGGGCUAAUCGGAGAAAGAGGCCAUCAGUUCUUGGUCACCGAAAAGCCAGUGUGAACACAGCACGCUUAGAUGAGCCAUGGCAGUUGUACAGUCAGACUGCGUGCAAAAUUUUUAUCACCUGUCAUUGUCUUGGAUGUGUUGUCUAAGCACAUUUCAGUAAUGUAAUUCACCAGCCACCAGGAUGUUCAGCAUCCAUCUUCACAUCUUUCUUGUCCAACAACUCUAACAAAUCUGCAAUUAGUGUGUGUUUGUGUGAUGAAUACUGUCCCCUUCAUGGUGAAAUCUGGGCCUGCUCGUUCUUUGUAAGACUCGUGUCAGUAACAUACAUGCUUUGUUCAAAGGUUUGUAAGUUUACCCCAUGAGUUAUGAGGGAAAAAUUGUUGCAUCUUAUAUGUACUUUUUGUGUCACUCAUUACUAUUCAGUGUCAAGGACGUGUGUGUGUGUGUGUGUGUGUGUGUGUGUGUACCUCCCCGUCACUCUGACUGAACAGUUUUCUUUCUGAACUAAGAACAAUAGACUUCUGUACUUGUGAAUGGUUUUUCUAUUUAGUUCCUUGCCUUUCUGCAAGUCAAAAAUGCUGUAUUUAUUACAUGCCACAGCGCUUAUGCAAUUGUAUAAUCCUUUUGUUGUUGUUUUUUUUAACCUUUUGUGUUACUUAUCGUUAAUGUAAAUUGUCGUCAAACCUUUUGUGGCAAUGGGAAAACUCCUAAGGGAGAUUUUCUGUACUUUUUGGACAAUGAUAUGGAUUUGUGGGUAGAAUUUUGGAAAUUCGUUUCUAAGUGCUUUCAAGUAUUUACUUGGCCUUAUGUAUAUAUAUAUCUAUGACAUUUCAGAAAGGUAUGUAUAGUAAUUCAACCUGAAAUUGUUGUAAAUAAAUUAUAUAUUGUUAAA
This is a messenger RNA of Micropterus dolomieu (smallmouth bass), 6857 nucleotides long. RefSeq names its product unc-5 netrin receptor A (gene unc5a). The record is from RefSeq and is a predicted model, not a curated record. Gene Ontology annotation, molecular function: protein binding; netrin receptor activity. NCBI's taxonomy places the organism in Eukaryota, Metazoa, Chordata, Actinopteri, Centrarchiformes, Centrarchidae. Gene Ontology annotation, cellular component: membrane. Gene Ontology annotation, biological process: netrin-activated signaling pathway; anterior/posterior axon guidance. The coding region runs from base 516 to 3224 and encodes 902 amino acids. The transcript has 16 exons.